Messenger RNA from Penicillium lagena, 1110 nucleotides. RefSeq lists its product as uncharacterized. The transcript has 3 exons. Lineage: Eukaryota; Fungi; Ascomycota; Eurotiomycetes; Eurotiales; Aspergillaceae. The annotation marks the transcript as partial. The record is from RefSeq and is a predicted model, not a curated record.
AGCAUGGAUGAUGUGGAUAGCGAUGCCAUCAUCAUUAUCACAGUCGUGUUUUUGUUCUUUUCCCUGGUCGCUGUUUCUCUUCGAUGCUUCGUUCGGUUGAAAGUUGUGAAAGCGUUUGGACGUGACGAUGCUUUAAUGGUGAUAGCAAUGAUCUUCAAUAUCGCAUUCGCCACGUGUGGCAUUGUGGGCGCUACAAAUGGUAUGGGGAAAACGCAGGCAUAUCUAGCUCAUCGACCGAAUGUUGCUCGACGGGGCUUGUUGUGCUGGUGGCUAGGACAGAUCUUCUACAUAUUCACAUGCACGAUUGCUAGGCUGUCCAUUGCCAUGACCCUUCUUCGUCUGGCGGUUGAGCGCAUCCAUUCAUGGAUUCUCUACGGAGUAAUGGGAUUCUCUACUGCCGUGGGAAUUGUAUUUCUUUUCUUCACCAUUUUUCAAUGCCAUGCGGUGUCCUGCUUCUGGAAUCGCUUGCCAACAGGAUGCCACUGCCUCAGCAAGGCUACCCUCCUCGGCAUUGUCUAUAUGUAUAGUGGCGUGGCGACCGUGUGUGAUUUCACACUUGGUUUGCUCCCUAUCUAUAUGAUCUGGAAGCUUCAAAUGGAUCGUCAAACAAAAUUUGCCGUGUCAGGCAUUCUGGGUAUUGCAUGCAUGUUCGUUCUCCAUGCCGAUUUUCUCACUUUUGGACCAUCUUCUAACACAGGUUCUUCUCAAGUGCGAGCACUGCUGUCAUCAUUCGAAUCCCAUUUCUACAUUACGCCAGUAGUCCAGAUUUCCUCCGUGAGUUUAUACCAGCGCCAUUUCCGCUAUACUGGUUCUAACUUAGACUCAGAUGCAACCUACCAGAUUUCCAUAUGGUCGAACCUAGAAGCCAGUCUCGGCAUCACGGCCGGAUGCCUCAUGACGGUUCGACCUCUUCUUCGAAUCAUAUCGCAUGCGGCUUCGUCCUCCCCAAGCGAAAACAGCCCUGUGGCUUCAGUUCCGAUGUUAAGCGAUCGUGGUCGUAACGCGGUGUUCAAAUCGCGAGGUGAGCACGGCGGAAGUCUAUCUAGUGCACCCACCGAGGAAUUUUUGGAAAACUCAAGAGAAAAUCCGCAAUGUGAUGGGAUCGACUAA